AUGCCGGAUGGGGUGAUGGAAGAGAACGUGGUCCUCUUUGCAGUUCCGAAGAAGGGGAGGAUCCACGAGGAUGUCAUGAAGAUCUUGAAGGGAGCUGGCUUCGAUGCGAAGCGUCCAGAUCGCUUGGAUGUGGCCAUGUGCAAGGAUGUCCCGAUAAAGCUGGUCUUCCUGCCUGCUGCGGACAUACCGAGCUAUGUCAUGGAGGGAAACGUGGACAUCGGCAUUUCUGGGAGCGACAUGCUGGAAGAGUCCAUGAUCGACGCUGGGUUUGAUGCGGAGUGUGCUCCUAUCAAGGUCAUCCUCAAGCUAGGCAUUGGAAAAUGCAGGCUCUGUUUGCAAGCACCGCAGCAACACUGUGACCGACCUCCGAAGGAUUUCGUCGGCCAGCGCAUAGUCACGUCGUUCCCAGCGCUGACGAAGAGAUACUUCGAACGCCUAGCCGGUGAGGACGCGCAGCAGAAGACGCACAUCAAGGAAGUGUCAGGCUCGGUCGAAGCAGCCUGUGGACUGGGCCUAGCAGAUGCCGUGGUUGACCUGGUCGAAACUGGCACGACCAUGAAAGCUGCAGGUCUGGACAUUGUGUCAGAAGUCUUGGAGACCGAGGCCCUCCUAUUUCAGCAGCUUCCGACGGAGGCCAAUGGCCUGUCCAGUGGAAGCAAAGCGGAUGUGCUAAAGCUUAUUGAGAACAGAGUAUCCGGUUACCUCACGGCCACCAAACACGUGAUGAUCGUGUGCAACUGUCACCACGACGACCUGGCGUCCGUUUGCCAGCUCAUGCCCGGCAAGAGAUCACCCACUGUGACCGAGCUGAAAGAGUCGAGCUGGCACUCAGUGUCGGCUCUGGUGAAGAACAGCGAGUCGAAUCGCAUAAUGGAUGAUCUUUCGAAGGCGGCAUUUGGUUGUGUGCCGGGUGGGAGUGGCUGGCUGCUCGACUUCGGCGUCCGGGCGUUGCAGACGUCCGAGCAUUUGCCCCACACGGUUCCCUUCCACAACAUGCGACAAGUGGCCAAGGCCGGUCCCGUGGGCUCAGCCACCAGCGCCGCAACGGUUAUGGGCUCGUCGCAGCAGGCGAAGGCCAGAGCAUCGGCUACUCGCAAGGCUGCGGCCAGCCCGGCAACUGCAAAGGCUAAAGCUCGGCCUAUGCAGAAGGAUGCCGCGGCCACUGAGGAGGCAGCACAGGCCUUGAGCGUCUGGGAAGCAUUGCUCGAGGUCCUGACUCUGUCGGCACACAUCUUGACUGAGGAUCCUUCUCAGCUCGCCUUUCAAGUCCUGGGGCGACUCCUAGGAUCGGAGGUGCCCGCAGGCCCUCUCGCAGAUCUUCGCGCGGGAGCGCAGAUGGCCCUGAAGGAGGGCGUCUACGGGCUGCCUGCCGGCACUGUCCCGAGCUGGCGCUGCAGCGCUUGCCCGGUCUCCAAGAAGAGCCUGCAAGGAGUUGGCGGGCCACUGGCGAGGACCUUACAACUGCACAAAGACUGGGUGCGCUGCGUGGCGGUGAAUGAAGCUGGCACCUUGCUGGCGAGCGCAUCGAACGACCUCUCAGUCAAAGUCUGGGACCUGACCCAGGAUUGCCGAAUGCUACUGGAGCUACUGGGACAUGAGACUGCAGUUCUCACUGUGGACCUUAAAGGUGACCUCGUGGUGUCUGGAGAUAAGGACGAGGUGAUUCUCUGGAGCUUGUCAGAUGGCAGCAUUCUCAAACGCCGGCCGGGGUUCGCAGGAAACUUAAGCGUCGUUCAGUUUUUGGGCGAGGGGCAUGUGGCAGUGGCAACCGGGACGGACGUUGAGUUGGUGGGAGCCACUACGCUGCAGGGCAAGCCGACCUGCAACCAUGAGGCCAGAGUUGCCGCCAUCCACUCCAGCGCGGUCCCAGGCGGUUCAGCUACAGAGUUGCUCCUCGCCUGUGGCUGCGAUGACAAGCAUGCAGCACUAUGGAAGCUGAGCAGUCAAGAUGCCAAGCGCAAGAAACCUACAGCCCCAGAGUUCACGGCACAGCUGAUCACCAGGUUUUUGGUAGGAGAACAGGACGUCCGGGCAGUGAGUUUGAGUAGAGCGGGGAAUCUCCUGGCAUGUGGGAAUGAUGACGGGGUCUUGCGAAUUUGGAGCAUCAGCACAGGGAAAGCUGGGCUUUCCUGCAGCAUGCUGUGUUCUGCACCAGAUAUGCACAGUGACUGGAUACAUUCUGUGAGCAUGGCUCAUGACGGCUCCUGUGUGGCAUGUGGCUCUGACGACAACUCCAUUUCCCUCUUCGACGUGUCAAAGCAGCGAAUGGUCGGACAAGUCAGGAUCUUUUCUGGUGCCUUUUCUGUGGCACUGUCGCCGGACCUGAAGUCACUGUACUCCGCAAGUGGUGACAUCCGUUUGUGGAGUGUUCCCAAAAUCAAGCAAUCGCACCACUUGAAUGCCACAGGUACUGGCAAGCAUUCCCCUGCUGUCACCGGAAAUGCGGUGUCUCUUGAUGGAUGUCAUGCCGUUUCUGCGUCUUCAGAUUUGACAGAUGGCAAGACAAACGGCGGCCUUCAGAUUGGGCUUUGGGAUUGUCCAACAGGCUCCCAGACCGGAUUCUUCAAAGUGGGCGGUUCCAUAGAUGACGAUGACAGGCCCCUGUGCGCAUCCAUGAGCCCGGACGCUACAAUGGCUGCCAUCGGAUGUGACACCGGCAAGCUUUGGGUCGUUAACCUGACGGAGCCCUUCGCGGCUGUUUGGGUGCAGCCGGAGGCCCAUACUGAGCGCAUCUACUGCUGCGAAUGGCUGGAGCUGGAUUGUUUGGCAACUGGCAGUGAAGAUGGGAGUGUUGCUUGCUGGUCAGUCAGGGACAAGGUCUGCACUGCGACUGCCAGGCCGUAUGAUUCGGGCAUCCGUUGUUUUGCAUGGACCCAAGAUCGGCAAAGGGUCAUGUGCGGCUGCGACUACCAGGCACCACGACUGGUGUCGGUUGGAGAGAAAGGCUCAGAUGGCCACGUCCUUGCAGAGUUCAAGGAUGUCGUCCGACAGGAACUGACUGUCAUAACCCCUUGCAGCAUUUCACUCAGCUCGGACGACCGGCGUGCGGUGACCACGAGCUGGGACAAGGCGCUGCGCGUGUGGGAGCUGGACUCUGGACAGCUCUUGCUGGCCGUGACGCAGGUUUCCGACUGGGUGGUGAAGGGUUUUGGAGCGACACUGGCAGGUGACAUCGCCGGCCUCUGUGUCUCCUACUCCUGGGACCGGCAGCUGCAGCUCUGGGAUUUCACGCAUGUGCUCGGCAAGGGAACAGAGAAGGAGGCAGUGGUCGUGUCAUCACAGGAAUCCUCCGAGAGACUUUGCACUUGUCAGUGCGACGCCUCCCUGGUACACAUGGCUUGCGCGCCGCGCUGGCGAGAGGGUGUGAGGCGGAGCCUGGUGUUUGCAGACGAGGAUGGCGGAGUCCACUUCUUUGAGGUGGAAAUACGUCAGGCGCCCGUGCAAGAUGCGCAAGGAUGCAUGUCAAAGAUAUGCAUCUCUUUCUACCAACCUUUACCACGGUGCUGUCCGCGAUGUUGCUGCGCAUCUCUGGACGCCAGAGACCUUAGCUGGCCAGCAGAGGGCAAAGGCAUGCGCCGCAGAGAGGCUGCCGCGAAGUGCUUUGCGGCAGGAGACUUCCCUUACCAAUGUGCGCUCGCCAUCGCCGGGGGAGAUCUCCUGGACAGCAACGUCCAGAAGUGCUCCUCGCAUCCCGCAGAACAGGACAAAAAACCCUACGGCAUGGCAAUGACCGCAUGUGCUCGGCAUGCGCUCUGGCAUUUGGCUGCAAGUGUCAUGGCAGAAGUACAGGUUGCUGCCAUGCGACUGGACGUGGUGCUGCUUGGCGCAUCAGUCGGCGCUUACAAGCAGGCCAGCAUGUGGCGCUCCGCCGCGCAGGUGCUGCAAAGUUCCUCCGCACAAGGGCUUGAGCAGAGCAUCAUCUCCCACAACGCCUUGCUCAGUUCGCUUGGACGCUCCGCUCUGUGGCAGUCAGGAUUGGUGCUGCAGGCCAGCAUGGCUUGCUCCAGCUGCAUGACCUGCGAUGUCGUGACGUUCAACACGUUGAUCACAUCCUACCUGAAAGGCAUGCACGGUCACCGUGCACUCCGUGUCCUGCCCAUGAUGAAGGAGCAGCUGGUUGAGCCCGACCAAGCGACAUUUUCCAGCACGAUCCUGGCGUGCAAGAUGGUUUCGGCUUGGCAGGGGGCGCUGGCCUGCGUGCAGGGGUUGAGCCUCGGAAUGGGAGAUCGGCCUUGCCAAGACUCCAGGGUUCUCGGUGCGGCCAUGGCUGCUUGUACCAAGGCCACGCAGUGGGAAUGGGCCUUGGAGCUGCUCCAUACGGUGGAUGCAAGCAGCGGAGAUCUCGACCUAGUUCUGUGCAACACGGGGAUGGCGGCAUGCGCAUCGGGGAGGUCGUGGAGAAGAGCACUUGACCUACUUCAGAGGCUGGCAGGAGACGGCUUUCGAUCGGAUGUCGUCUCACUCAACACGUGCAUGACCGCCUCUGAGAGAGCAGACCGUUGGCAGGGUGCCUGUGAACUCCUGUCCGCGGCUCGUCGCCAUGCGCAGCGCCUCGAUUCCAUCACCUUUGCCGCUGGCACCGCUGCUUGUGGUGCCGGAGCAGGAUCUGCGCGCUGGGCGUUGGCAAUCAACAUGAUGGCAAGUUGCCAAGAGCAAGGCGUGCAAGUCAGCGCGGAGACCCUUGGGACAGUCUUGGCUGCGCUCUCCGGCCUCAGCAUCGUUGGCGCAAGGGAGGACCACAAUCGCUGGGUCCGUGCACUUCAGCUGCAAUUGGCCGGCUUCCUGGUAAGUUUGCGCACGGUCGAUCUUAUGGGCCAUCACCAGAGUGGGGCUCUGACCUCGCAUCCAAAGAGGCAGGACGCAACGACCUGGAAGACAUCGCUGCAACUAUGCCGAGAUGCUGCUCUUGCUGGUGCUGUCGGUAUGCACUCCCAGGCACAGGGUUUACUGCGAAUUCUCGGAGAGGAUGCCGAUGCGGCCGCACUUUGCACAGUCCUAGACACCCUGGAGCUCGCUGAAGACUUCCACGGUGCCUCUGCGCUGUUGACCCGAGCCUGCCGUGAUUGUUUUCAACUUCUUCGGCACAUGGUACACUCACAGGUUUCUUCAACCACCCUGUGCGCUCAAGCGGUCGUCACCAUGGACUCCCUCUCGUUUCGGCAAAGACUGCCUUGUGCAAUGCAGGCUGCCUUUCACCGGGCCAUCGCCGCUCCGGUCCUGGCGAGGCUGAUUCGACUGCUUCACAUUCCUUUGCGGCCUGAGUCUCGAAACGAGCAGCUGGAAGCCCAGCCUAUGCUGGGGCACGUUGCAACGAUGCAGGCUUUGAGCCAAAGUUGUCUUGGCUUGCAGGCCGGAGCAAUGUCAAGUUGGAGGCUCUUGAGUAGGCGAUGCCUGACUGGCUGGAAACUCCAGCUACCGGCGUAUGAGGCACUGGCCACUGCCCUGACCCCAUGUCUUGCCUACAGCAUUCCAGCAAAGCACGCGUGCUGCGCCGGACGCGUGGUUGGCUACAGAGCAGAGAACAACGCAGGAGAUGGGCCUCUAGCGGCUGUGUGGGUGCAGCACGACCGUUCUCAGCACGGAGAGCGCCAGGCUCUUCUGAUGAUCGUCGCAGCGACUGCCAGUAGCAGUCAGUCGCCCACCUCAUACGGCUUGCCCCUCCUCCGUCGAGCCCUGCAUCGCUUGGAACACUUGGAUCAGUUCGACCGCCUCCGCCGCAGCAAUGAAAUGAAAUGA
This is a messenger RNA of Symbiodinium necroappetens, 5736 nucleotides long. The record is from the annotation of a GenBank genome assembly. Lineage: Eukaryota; Dinophyceae; Suessiales; Symbiodiniaceae.